GCAUGAACAAUGGCAUGGCAAGGCCCAGCACCCAGGUCCUGGCAUGAGGAUGAAUUAUUAAUGCGUAGCCCCUCGUCGCACACACACACACACACACACACACACAGGAGAGAGGCGCACACCCUGGCUGGACUAACUGGCUACUGAGGAAUCAUCUUCAGAGCAGCCCAUUGUGGUUCACAGAGGACUGGAGGACUUGUAUUCCAUUGCAGAGACGCCUGUUCCAUCUCAUGCCUACGAACCGAGGAUCCAGAGUAAGAAGGAAAGCUUUGAGGCACCAAAAGAGCGCGCUGUAGGGUUAAUGGCAUCUUCAGAAUCGUUCCAUCAGGAUUUGAUCUCCCUGUAGAGCAAAAGCUGGUUUGUGACUUGUGACUCAUUUUGCCAUACUAGGAAAAUAAAUCAAAAGGAAGAGAGGAAGUGGGGACAUUGUUCCAGCUGUGCCUUGAUUAACAGUGAACCAUCUGGUGAAUACAAAACACGACAGAGAGGGCCCUCGAUUGAGCAAGUAAAGUUACGGUUGUGAAGUGAUCAGCUAAGCCAUAAGAAAAUGUUAUGAAAUGCAGCUGCAAGUCCACCUACAUUUGAGGAGUGGAUGCUUCUGUACCUAGUAGUGUGGUGUGUGCUGGAGAACUUGGGCGGGGCCCUGUUUUCCCAGCAUGCCACCACGGCCGUCAUCGGGGGAGCUAUGGGGCCUGCACCUCAUGCCCCCUCGCAUCCUGGUGGAUUGCUGCCUGCCGAACGGCAUGCUGGUCAGCCUGGAGUGCCUACGGGAGGCCCCGCUCAUCAGCAUCAAACAGCAGCUCUUCGCUGAAGCGCGCAAAUAUCCUCUCUACCACCUCCUACAGGAGGAGUCGUGUUACAUCUUCGUUGGGGUGACGCAGGAGGCGGAGAGGGAGGAGUUCUAUGAUGAGACGCGGCGACUGUGCGACCUUCGGCUCUUCCACCCCAUUCUCAAGGUCAUUGAGCCACUAGGGAACCGGGAAGAGAAGAUUCUCAACCGGGAGAUCGGCUUUGCAAUAGGCAUGCCCAUUUGUGAAUUUGAGUUGGUAAAGGACCCGGAGGUGCAGGACUUCCGGCGGAGCAUUCUGAGCGUGUGCAGGGAGGCAAUGGAAGAGCGGGAAGGGGGAGGAGCCCACAGCCAGGCCCUCUAUGUGUACCCUCCCAAUGUGGAGUCGUCUGCCGACUUGCCCCAACACAUCUUCUGCAAGCUAGACAAAGGUCGUUUGAUCGUGACCAUCUGGGUGAUCGUCUCGCCCUCCAACGCCAAGCAGAAGUACACCCUGAAGAUCGCCCACGACUGCCUGCCCGAGCAGCUGAUCGCCGAGGCCAUCCGCAAGAAGACGCGCAGCAUGCACCUGUCCGCGCAGCAGCUGCGGCUCUGCGUGCAGGAGUACCAGGGCCAGUACAUCCUCAAGGUGUGCGGCUGCGACGAGUACCUGCUGGAGAAGUACCCGCUCAGCCAGUACAAGUAUAUCCGCAGCUGUAUCACUGUGGGCAGGUUGCCGCAUCUCAUGCUGGUGUCCAAGGACAGUUUGUACAGCCAGCUCCCCGCCAGCGGGUUUGUUGCCCCCUCCUACAGCCGGCGCACCCCCCAGCCCAGCCCCUGCCCUGGAGGAGGGGACCCCAGCGCCCCCCGCUCCCUCUGGGCCUUUAACACUCUCCUGAGGGUCCGGCUGCUCUGCGCCACUUACGUUAACGUCAACAUCAGGGACAUAGACAAGAUCUAUGUGAGAACAGGUAUCUAUCAUGGAGGAGAGCCACUGUGUGACAAUGUCAAUACCCAAAGAGUCCCUUGCUCCAAUCCCAGGUGGAACGAGUGGCUGUCGUAUGACAUCUACCUGACAGACCUGCCCCGCUCCGCCCGCCUCUGUCUGUCCAUCUGCUCUGUGAAAGGCCGGAAGGGGGCCAAAGAGGAGCACUGUCCCUUGGCCUGGGGAAAUGUUAACCUGUUUGACUAUAAGGACACGCUGGUGUCCGGGAAGGUAGCGUUGAGCCUAUGGCCUGUACCGCAUGGCCUGGAGGACCUGCUUAACCCCAUUGGAGUGGCUGGAUCCAACCCCAACAAGGAGACGCCCUGUGUGGAGCUGGAGUUUUCCUGGUUCAACCAGACGGUGAUCUUCCCCGACGAGCAGCAGAUAGAGGAACAUGCCAACUGGACUAUCUCCAGAGAGCUGGGCUACAACUACUGCCUGGGGCUGAGCAGCCGGCUGGCGUGUGACAGCACCGUGUCGCAGACGGACUCAGAGCAGCUGCGCAGUCUGUGCAGCCGGGACCCUCUGUAUGAGCUCUCAGAGCAGGAGAAGGACUUCCUCUGGAGACACAGGCAUUACUGCGUAAACAUUCCCGAGAGUCUUCCCAAACUGCUCCUAUCGGUCAAGUGGAAUUCCCGAGAUGAGGUGUCCCAGAUGUACUGCCUGCUGAGGGACUGGCCCCUGAUGCAGCCCGAGAGCGCCCUGGAGCUGCUGGACUGUAACUUCCCGGACCCCAUGGUGCGGGAGUUCGCCCUGCGCUGCCUGGUGCAGGGACUGACCGAUGACAAACUCAGCCAGUACCUACUGCAGCUGGUGCAGGUACUGAAGUACGAGAUGUACCUAGACAAUCCUCUAGCAAGGUUCCUCAUCAAGAAGGCACUGACCAACCAGCGGAUCGGACACUUCUUCUUCUGGCAUCUCAAGUCAGAGAUGCACAAUAAGACGGUGUCGCGGCGUUUCGGCCUGCUCUUGGAGGCGUUCUGCCGCGCGUGCGGGAUGUACCUCAAACACCUCAACAGGCAGGUGGAGGCCAUGGACAAGCUGGUCAAUCUGACCGACACCCUCAAGCAGGAGAAGAAGGACGAGACGCAGAAGACGCAGAUGAAGUUCCUGGUGGAGCACAUGUCUCGCCCUGAUUACAUGGAGGCCCUGCAGGGAUUCGUCUCUCCCCUCAACCCUGUCCACCAGCUGGGAAACCUCAGGCUGGAGGAGUGUAGGAUUAUGUCAUCUGCAAAACGGCCCCUGUGGCUGAACUGGGAAAAUCCUGACAUCAUGAGCGAGUUGCUCUUCACCAACAAUGAGGUCAUCUUCAAGAAUGGAGAUGAUCUGCGUCAGGACAUGUUGACUCUUCAGAUUAUCAAGAUCAUGGAGAACAUCUGGCAGAACCAGGGACUGGACCUGCGCAUGCUGCCGUAUGGCUGUCUGUCCAUCGGCGACUGUGUGGGACUGAUCGAGGUGGUGAAGAACUCGCACACCAUCAUGCAGAUCCAGUGCAAGGGAGGCCUGAAGGGGGCGCUGCAGUUCAACAGUAACACGCUGCACCACUGGAUCAAAGACAAGAACCGCGGAGAGAGCUAUGACCGCGCGAUCGAGCUGUUCACACGGUCAUGCGCCGGGUACUGUGUGGCCACGUUCAUCUUGGGGAUCGGAGACCGACACAACAGCAACAUCAUGGUCAAGGAGAACGGACAGCUGUUCCACAUUGACUUUGGGCACUUCCUGGAUCACAAGAAGAAGAAGUUCGGCUACAAGCGAGAGCGCGUGCCCUUCGUCCUCACGCAGGACUUUCUCAUCGUCAUCAGCAAGGGUGUGCAAGAAUGCACGAAGACGAAAGAGUUUGAGAGGUUCCAGGAGAUAUGCUACAAGGCCUACCUGGCCAUCCGCCAACACGCCAGCCUGUUCAUCAACCUGUUCUCCCUCCUGCUGGGCUGCGGCAUGCCCGAGCUGCAGAGCUUCGACGACAUUGCCUACCUGCGCAAGACGCUGGCGCUGGAGAAGAGCCAGCAGGAGGCGCUGGAGUACUUCACCAAGCAGAUGAACGACGCCCACCACGGCGGCUGGACCACCAAGAUGGACUGGAUCUUCCACACCAUCCGCCACAUGCCCAACGAGCACUGAGUCCCGCUGGAGGCCCACUGACUCUCCCACGUGCUGACCAACUCUCUCCACUUGCACAUUUACUGGCACUCCAACACUGACUGAAACUCCCCCGCUGACUGACCCUCCAACUUGUAGACUGACACACGGACUUACACAGACUUGAUCCUGCACUGAAAUCCCACGCUGUCUGACAAUCUCACACAGUGACAGUUGCACUGAUAUAUUUAUUCAGUGAUAUUUAUUCUUACACACAGACCGAUUCAUUGAUACACAGGCUGGGGUUCUUGUACCAACCUUACGCUCACAUUCUAACACCAUUAUAGACUGACACACACACACGACACUUCACACAGGAAUUUGCACUUUCACAAAUAUAAUUAAGCUCUUAUUUACAUUGUUACUCACAGACUGAUUGCUGUACUGACUGAUAUAGAGGUAUAUGCAGGUCCCACAGGGUUCUUAAAAGCAGCUGUAUUCUGAUACUCUCAUUGUAGGGAUUUUCUUUUGAUUUAGAUUUGAUACACUGACACACUGAUACUCUUACACACAUCAUUAUGAAUGCAUUCUCAAAUACAAACUUCGCCCUCACGUUCUUACACUUUCACAAACUCAGUGACACUCACAAGUGGACUUAUGUUCAGAUUUAAGUACAGACUUAUAUGUGAACAGACUCAAAGACACUCACAGACAGUAAUGUCUGAUAUCAUUCCUGAUGCACAUGCACUGACUGACAAUUUGCCUGACUGACAAUCAGAUACUGACUGAUAAUCGUACAGUAUAUACUGACCACAGACUCUCACACAUGCUGACUAAGGGUAUAAAAAUGCAACAUACAGAUGUUAUGACUGACAUAAACAGUUAUUCUCCAAGCAAUAUAUUGUAUGGUGCACUGACUGUCAUAAAUGAUGGACUAUGGAUAUCAUUUAAGUGAAGCAUGAACCAUGUGGACAUUCUGAAGUAGACGGAUAAAUUCACUGACAGAGCUAAGCACCAACUGGUAGCAUACCUGCUCCAGCUUGAACUCAUACUCUCACCUAUUCUGUCGUUCCUGUACUGAACUACAGUGAAUGCCAUGGAAGACCAACAGGCGCUUGGGUCACCCCGGAGAGCAAGACUGACAAUCUGCCUACAUCAUGUUUGAGAGAAUAUGAGACAAAUUUGGGAUCUGAGGUAGAGGCAGUCCGUGCGACUUAAUAUGGUUUAUGUGAAGCCUUUUACAUUAUGACCAGGCUACACACACAUUGACUGUGAUGUCGUUGUGUUAUCUGCAGUGUUAUCUUCAUGCUGUGGUCACACUCAAAGCACGCUAAGUAUGGCUGUGAUAUGGCAGCUUUACAGUUUGUAUUACACUCCUGCAUCUUAACAGUUCUGUAACAUAGUGUGACUGAAUAUGAUGGGGACUGUGCUAUGACUCCAUUAUUGCACUGUGACUGAAUAUGUCUGUCAUGUGACUGCUACAGUUGUAUUGUGACUUAGUAAGACUUGACUAUGUUAUUGCAUGGAGUCCUGCUGUGACUUGGUAUGACUGUGCAGUGACUCAGUAUGACUGCUUGUGGAGCGCUGUGACACCGUAUGACUGCACUGUGACUGCGCUUUGACUCAGUGCGACUAUGCUGACUGCCCUGCGUCUGUGCUAUGACUAGAUAAGACUAUGCUUUGACUGAAAAUGACUUUGUAAUUAUACAGUACGAUUGCACUGUGAUUGUGCGGUGUACUCAGUAUGACCGUGUUGUUACUCAGCGUCACUUUUCCAUGACUUGAUGCGACUGCACUAUGACUACGGGACUGCAUUGCAGCUCAGCGUGACUGCCCUGCAGCCUGGCGCGACCGCAUUGCACCGGUCCAUUGUGUAGUUGUAUGAAGUGCACAAGCGGAGGGGCUACAGCCGUGUAGACAGCCGAACUCCUGCACCGGGGUCGACCUAUUAGAGAAGCGUACUGCACUACAGUGGUGUCUUAACACUCACACACUGCACAGCUCAACUGCACUACAUAGGGACCAUUGAGUUAGCAUUAGUGUUAGGUUUGAUGAUUACUGUGAUAAAUAGGGUUAAAAUGGCUGCUGAUGGUGACAUCAGGCAGACUCACUUGAUGGGCCUUUUUAGGUUUAUGAAGGCUAGUCAAUUCUGAGACGGCAAUAAGACCCCAUUACACCUCGGGUUGACCCUCCUCAGGUUUUCUAAAGUGGAAGCUCUCACCGAAGGUUGACGUAUUUUGUAAGAUUUGGCGGACAGAAUUAGCCGCCCCCGUUACAGUUAGCUUUGAGGAAGCAGUUUAUUCUGCGUCCAGACAAAAAUAGCAAGAGUACUGGAGCAUGCUGACCCAGGUCUGAUAAUGACAAUAUUGAUAAUCAUUUGGAGUGCUCAAAUGUAGUCUUCCUCAUUACGUAUAAUGUGUAUGUAUGGAGAAAAAAAAACAAGUUCAUCAUUGUUCUUGUGUUUGAAUUCAGUAUUCUAUAGUGAGAAUUGUUCUAAUUGCAAUUAUGAAUGAGCUUUAAAACCAGCAAAACAAACAUGUUUUUGUGGUGGAAGUCACUGUGAGUGCAAUAAAGCCCUGUGCACACUACAUACGUACAUGCAUCUGACAUGUAUCCUGCAUGUUGUCAUUCAGGCUUGAUCUUGUAGGUCAACUGGGGGGAAUUCAUUCUGACAAAAUAUUUCAAAUCAUGUGAUAUGUGCAGGGCUUAUGAAGUUGUGUACCAUCAGGGAAAUGUUCAAACUGACAAUCUCAGAGAACCCUGGAAAUGAUUACAGGUUUUCAUGUUGACCAUCAAUAGACUAUACAAUCAUCCCCUCAGACAACCCCAAAUCAGAAGAAAUUUUGUGUUGCCAUGGAGAAAGUCUGAUUCUCUUUAAACAAGAUGUAGGUUUUCCAUAUUUGCCAUACCUUUGGGGUAAAAGCUAUGAAAGGCCAGCAGGAAGCAGUGUCCUCAUUUCUUAGUGGUGUUCAAUAAGGGUAUCAUUUUUAAGGAUCUGUUUGUGUUGCUUGUUGAUGUUUUAUCAGUGUCCUGUUUCAAUUUGUGGUCAAAGUCGAUCAAUUAUUUACGGAGUUUGUUUCCAAAUUCCAGCGAUAAUGAGUCACGUUCAGAAAGGAAGCUCAGGCUGUGUUUUUGUGUGGCAUGAAAGAGAACUUGAUCGGAGGCCAAGAGUCCAUGCUGAUGACAGCCAGCCCGUUAGCAGCGAAACGAAAAACACUACUGAUUCUUUUGUAUACCGUCCUGGUCAUGCAGGCUACCAAGCACGAUAGCACAGCGUGAAUACUGUGUGGGGUCCAAAAAGCAUUUAAUUAACACUUUUAAGAUGUUGCUUUUGACAUCAAAUUUGACCUUUCGUUAUUUUUUUUUUUCAACUAUUUCUUGAUAAUCAGAAAGUAAUAUUGAUAAAUCAUUGAGAAGUAGCACCUUAGCGUAAAUUAUUUCCAUUUGUGGUUUCUGGCACUGAUAAACCCAAAGCAAUAUUACCCAAUAAAAUUGGGAGUGAUGACCCAGAGGGAGCUGAAUAGUACUGUUUCAAUAGCAGUAGACAUUAGUUAUUGAGUGUUGAUGUUGUGGUGGGACUUUGUUGAAGAAUCGCUGUACUGUAUUUUGAUAAAAGUUUGCAUACUGAUGUCAACAUUGUCUAAAGUCAAACCAGUGGGACUGACUGGAUUGUUAUAACUUAUAAUUGGUCUUUUGGAUGUUUUAUCAUGUUUCUAGUGAUAUUUAACUUAAUAAACAUUUCUCAUUCUUGUCAA
Molecule: messenger RNA, 7582 nt
Organism: Anguilla rostrata (American eel)
Lineage: Eukaryota; Metazoa; Chordata; Actinopteri; Anguilliformes; Anguillidae
Exons: 22
Coding region: 657-3869 (1070 amino acids)
Biological process (GO): cell migration; phosphatidylinositol 3-kinase/protein kinase B signal transduction; phosphatidylinositol-mediated signaling
Cellular component (GO): phosphatidylinositol 3-kinase complex, class IA; phosphatidylinositol 3-kinase complex, class IB; plasma membrane
Molecular function (GO): 1-phosphatidylinositol-4-phosphate 3-kinase activity; 1-phosphatidylinositol-3-kinase activity
Source: RefSeq, a predicted model, not a curated record